GAAGGGGCAGCAGUGCCUCCUGAUUUGCUUGCCUGGUGUCACAGGGCUCUGCUGUCACCUGCCUGCAGAGUCAUUUGCAAACAGGCCCCAUUGCUGGGGAGCAGAAUGUGUUUUUUUUUUCAACCCGAAGCAGAUUUAUAGUCUGGUUUCCUGUCAGAUCUUUGCAUUUUCCUUCUCCGCCCCUCCCAGUCUCUGACACACUUUUUCUUACUUUCUGUGUGGCUUUUUGCUCGUUCUGCCCCCAGUGCCCCAGCCUCCUUCAUUCCUGAUUCUCCCGAAACUACUGUACUUUGGGGGCCAGGGAGUGUUUUACUCUUGUGUUUUCUUUACUUUUCAACAGCUGCAGAGCACAAAUAACCUCUCCAGGACUCCUGGAGAGACGCUGACAAUUGCAUGGAGGCGACGUAGAGAGUGCAGCCUGCAGCAGCUGCAGCCAGACAGCCGGUCACUCAUGAGCACCCAAGGAGCAGAGCCAGAGAUGGAUGACUGCCUGGAGACCCUGAAAGAUGAGGAGGAGGCUUUGUGGGAGAACGUGGAGUGCAACCGGCACAUGCUGAGCCGCUACAUCAACCCAGCCAAACUGACCCCCUACUUACGGCAGUGCAAAGUCAUCGACGAGCAGGAUGAGGAUGAGGUGCUCAACUCACUCAUGCUGCCCUCCAAAAUUAACAGAGCAGGCCGGCUGCUGGACAUCCUCCACACCAAGGGCCAGAGGGGCUACGUGGUGUUCCUAGAGAGCCUGGAGUUUUACUACCCUGAACUCUACAAGCUGGUGACAGGGAAAGAGCCUACACGGAGAUUUUCCACUAUUGUUGUGGAGGAAGGACAUGAAGGCCUUACCCAUUUCCUAAUGAAUGAGAUCAUCAAGCUCCAGCAGCAGGUGAAGACAAAAGAUGUGCAGCGCUGUGAGCUCCUGGCCAAGUCCCGCCAGCUGGAGGAUGAGAGAAAGCAGCUAAAGCUGAACAAGAUAGAGCUGCUGACCUUCCAGGAGAGAUACAACAAGAUGAAGGAGGAGAGGAAUAACUACAAUGAUGAGCUGGUCAAGGUGAAAGAUGAGAACUACAACCUGGCCAUGAGAUAUGCCCAGCUGAGUGACGAGAAGAGCAUGGCUGUGAUAAGGAGCCGGGACCUGCAGCUGGAGAUUGACCAGCUGAAGCAUCGCUUGAACAAGGUGGAAGAGGAGUGCAAGCUGGAGAGGAACCAGUCCUUGAAGCUGAAAAAUGAUAUUGAAAACCGACCCAAAAAGGAACAGGUUCUGGAGCUGGAGAGGGAAAAUGAGAUGAUGAAGACUAAAAUCCAGGAGUUACAGUCCAUCAUUCAGGCUGACAAGAGGGGUUUGCCAGAUUCAGACAAAGCCAUUUUGGAUAUCCUGGAACACGACCGUAAGGAGGCACUGGAGGAUCGCCAUGAGCUGGUCAACAAGAUCUUCAAUCUCCAAGAGGAGAUUCGUCAUGUGGAGGACUUGAGAGACAAGUAUCUUGAGGAGAAAGAAGAUUUGGAGUUAAAGUGCUCAACACUAGGAAAAGACUGUGAGAUGUACAAGCACCGCAUGAACACGGUGAUGAUACAGCUGGAAGAGGUGGAAAAGGAGCGGGACCAGGCGUUCCGCUCGCGUGACGAGGCUCAGACCCAGUACUCCCACUGCCUGAUUGAGAAGGACAAGUACAGGAAGCAGAUCCGGGAGCUGGAGGAGAGGAACGACGAGCUGCGGAUCGAGGUGGUGCGCAAGGAAGCGUGCAUCGUCAACCUGGAGUGCAAACUGCGGCGCCUCUCCAAGGACAGCAACUUCCUCGACCAGAGUUUGCCACGGAAUCUCCCCAUCACCAUUAUCUCCCAAGCCUUUGAGAGCUCUGGCCCAAAAGCCAAUGGUCAGGAAGCCGAUGACUCCUCCACUUCUGAGGACUCUCCAGAAGACAACAAAUUCUUUUUGCCUGAUCAAGUUCGCCUCAAGAGAAGAGUGAACCUAAAGGGGAUCCAGAUAAGUCCAAGAGCUAAAUCUCCUGUCAGCAUGAACAAAACAUCAGAGUUUCAAGCAGCCAGAGCACAGGAUGAAGAUGGGGCCGAGGGCAGCACUGGCCGCACGGACACGAGCUCCUCUGUGUCCAUCAGCAACUCCAUCAGCAGCUGUGAAGUCACCAAGAUUCAAACCCUGCGGAGCCGCAACGACAGCAUCAUGUCCACCACCCCCGAGCCGCCCGGCAACGACUCCAUCGUGCGGCGCUGCAAGGAGGACACCCCUCACUGCAGCCUGGUUGAAGAGGACAAUGACAGUUUUGGAUGUGAUGCUUUGGAGAUGGAUGAUGACAGUCAUGACAGGCAUUCACAUGGAGCUCCUUCAGUGCACUCUUCCUCUUCUUCUCAUCAGUCAGAAGGCCUGGAUGCCUAUGAUCUUGAGCAUGUCAACUCCAUAUUUAGAAAGUUCUCUCUGGAAAGACCCUUCCGUCCCUCUGUCACGUCCGUGGGCCGCAUCAGGAGCUCGUGUCACACAGUGCAGCGCGUGACGCUCAACGGGGACAGCCUCAACUCAGAGAUCACCCUGCUGGGGGGCAAUGACAAAGGCAGCUUCGUCAGCUCGGUCAAGACAGGCUCCCUGGCAGAGAAAGCUGGCCUUCGGGAGGGGCACCAGAUCCUCCUGUUGGAGGGCUGCAUUAAAGGGGAAAAUCAAAGUGUUCCUUUGGAUACUUGCACAAAGGAAGAAGUUCACUGGACAAUUCAGAGGUGCAGUGGUCCAGUGACACUCCAGUAUAAAUCAAAUCAUGAAGGGUACCGCAAGCUGCUGUCGGAGCUGGAGGAGGGGCUCAUCACCUCGGGGGACUCGUUCCACAUCCGCCUCAACCUGAACAUCUCCAGCCAGCUGGACUGCUGCUCCCUGUCCGUGAAAUGUGAUGAGAUUGUCCACAUUCUGGACACCAUGUACCAGGGCAGGUGUGAGUGGCUGUGUGCCAGGGUGGAUCCCUUCACUGACAGGGACCUGGAGAUGGGGACCAUUCCCAGCUACAGCAGAGCCCAGCAACUCCUUUUGGUGAAGCUGCAGCGGUUGAUGCACAGAGGAAGCAAAGAUGAGACAGAAAACUCCUACAACACCCUACGGGCCCUGCGGAAUACAUUGCAGCCAGAGGAGCCUGCCCUGCAGAGUGACCCCAAAACCAGCCCUCGCCUAUCCAGAGCAAGCUUUCUUUUGGGCCAGAUUUUACAGUUUGUCAGUAGGUCUGAGAACAAAUACAAACGAAUGAACAGCAACGAGCGGGUCCGCAUUGUCACAGGCUGGCCCUCAGGUCUGGCACUGAGCUCAUCCGAAGGGAAGAAGCAGCUGCCUGAUAAACUGGAAGAUUUGGAUUCAGAGAGUGAACUGGACAAGAAGCUCAGUCUGAUCCCUUACAGCCUGGUGAGACCCAUCCACUGUGAGCGCAGGCGCCCCGUGCUCUUCACCCCCACCAUGCUGGCCAAGCCCUUGGUGCAGAAGCUUCUCAACUCUGGAGGUGCCCUGGAAUUCAACAUAUGCAAGCCAGAUAUUGUAACAAAGGAAGAGUUCUUGAGGAAGCAAAGGACAGAGACUGUCAUCUUCAGCAGAGAAAAGAAUCUGAACACGUAUGAAUGUAUUGUACCUGCCAACAUCGAGGCUGUUGCUGCCAAGAACAAGCAUUGUCUCCUGGAAGCUGGAAUAAGCUGCACGAAGGAUUUAAUCAAAGCCAAGAUAUAUCCUAUUGUUCUCUUUAUAAGAGUCUCAGAGAAAAACAUCAAGAGGUUCAGGAAGCUGCUGCCAAAGCCAGAGACUGAGGAUGAGUUUUUACGGAUGUGCCGCCUGAAGGAGAAGGAACUGGAGGCACUGCCCUGCCUUUAUGCCUCUGUGGAGGCAGAGGCUUGGAGCAGCAUUGAGGAUCUCAUCCGGACAAUAAAGGACAGGAUCGGGGAGGAGCAGCGGAAAACCAUCUGGGUGGAUGAGGAUCAGCUAUGAAAGCCCUCAGGAACACGGAGCUCUUUGGUGAAGAAAGGACACGUCCAGGUGGAGCAGGGCUCCUCAGAAUCCUCUGGUUGGGUGCCCAGAGCUCACUCCUGUUUCACCCUUGCUGCUGGGGCACUCCCUGCGGGCAGGAUGCAUGUCUGGAACGGGACUGGAGUUGUGUUGAAGAGCCAGAGUCUCAGAUGCUGGGAUCCAGGCUGUGGGGCCACCACAAUUUCUGAUCCACUGGCAUUUCUUAAGGGACAGCACCUGUUUAACAAGUGAGGACAAAGAUCUUGAGCAGGAGCUUGGGGUAAUUUAUUAUGUUCAAAAUAUGUGGAAUCUGAAAGGGAUAAGGCAUGGGGAUUGGGGUGCAGGAUGUGGAAUUGAGAUGUGCCCCACACCUCCCUGAGAUGAGAUUCUGAACAUAUCCAGCUGAGGAAGCUGAAGGCUGGUUGGGAGCAGCAGCAACACAACUGCUGAUGGACAGAGCAGCUCUGUAGCCCUGGUUCUCCACAGCCAUUUUCAGCCUUUUUAAUCAAAAGAGAAGAAAAUAACUAUUCCUCCUGGCAUUAACGAAAAUGAAAAUUUUCUCUUUCUUUUGAAACCCCAGUUUUAUUUAACAGUUUUGCAGGUUUCCUUUGUAGUCCUGGCGCUUACAGGAAAACAGACUUCACUGUCCCAGUGGCACAUCAGAUCUUUCCACAUCUGCCAACAUUUCAUUUAGUUUAUCCCUGCCUCUGCAUUGUAUUCAUUUGUACAUCCCUCAGUUUUUAACAUCUUUUUACUCAUGGAAAAUACCAUGGUGCUUUCUUCAGACAACAGGUUUCUCUGUUUCUUCACUGAAAUAUUUCUCUACAACAUCAUUGCCUGCCAACAUGCCCACUCUCAACAGGAGGGACUAUUUUUAGAAGAAGAAAAGGAGGAUAUCAUAAGCCAGUAAUUGCUGUGAACCACUCAGUCCUUGACCUGUGUGCCAUGAGCAGCAGCGAGGAGCCCGGCGGGCACCGCGCUGAGCUGUGGCCAAGUGGGAUAAUGCUUCCACAAGUGUGUGUAGGGCUGAGCACACCAUGUCCCAUUUUCAAAAGCACUUAAGUCCUCAAAGAGUUUAAGUCCCACUGCUCAUGAGUGUGACUUAUACUCCUAAAUCUCUUCAGGCUUUGAAAUCUUUCCUCUCGGCAUUAGACGCUGUACUGAGAUUGCCAAAUUGAUCCAAUAAAACUGACCCGAUAAUAAUGACUCGCGCAAUUGCUGAUCUGAAAUGCAAUAAAAAUUGACCUACAGAUGAAGAGUGGUCCAUCCCAUUGUCCUUAGAUCCUUCAUUCCUUGCCAUAUCCCUUCCUUUUAAGAUGCAUUUAAUAACAAAUUUCCUUUCCUUCUGCAUUCAUCCUCAGUCCCCCAUCUCGGUGCUGUGGGCUGAUGUGCAGUAGCAGGCAAUAAAAAACAAUCGGAAUCUAAACAGAACAUCUGGCCUGGUUGCCUUCACUAGAUUAGCUGCUCCCUUGUCUUUGCAACAAACUUCUGCUGUGGGUGUCUCUCAGGUAGACUGGGUCAGCUCAUGUUGGCUUUUGGGACUGCGCUUUUGUUUUAUGUUCUUCUCUUUUAUGCAUAUCAUUUUUUAACUAAUGGACUCUUCGAGAAGUAAUUUAUGUCACUUUACAUCUAAUUGCUGCUGCUGUGUUUCUCAAGUUAUUAAUGUUUGAAAGAAUGUUCAUAGCUAGCACUUCUCAGAGAAUAGCUUUUUACCUGCCCAGUGCCAUCUGCUUGGACUGUACAAGCAGGGGGAUACUUCCAUGUGCCACCUCUUUACAAAAAGGACAGGCUGCACAAACAAUUUGCAACUCCCUCCAGGGCAAAGAAUAACAACCAGUUGGAGUAUAUAUAGAACAAAUUGGAUGGUUCUUCAGAGAUCCUCUGUAGCUCAAGCAGAAAUAAGAAAGCAUCAGUUGGAAGAACUAAGCCUUGCAGGAGCAUUUUGCAUUCAUUCCUAAUGUCCUGGUAAUGCAGCCUCGUGUAACAGCUGCCUGUGGUUUGUUCCUGCCCCUCUUGUGAAAGCUUUGAGUCCGCAGCUGAGCAAUGGGAGGGACCGCAGGAACAUUUCUCAGCUGCUUCAGCAAAAAGUUCAGCCAGGUCAGCGUCAGAUGCCUCCAGGAGCCAGCAGCUGACUGCUCUGACUGCUCAGUGGCCAGCACAUGGAGGAUGUCCGUGUGCCACCGGCUGUGCCAUGGGGAUCGCUGCCAUCUGCUGGAAUGGCUGCAGCAGAUGGCAGGUGGGGCAGAGGGGAUGGACUGCCUCAGAAUGCCGUGGUUGUUUCUGCAGUGAUCUCCUCUCCCCACAGCUUUAUGUCUCUUUGCAUGGACAAAGCUGCAGAUGUGAUUUGUCCCACUCCACUUUCGGCACAGCAAAGGCAUAUGCCAAACUCUGGAGGAGGUUCCUCUGCAGUGAGAAGAGAUUCACCUCCAAAGAGCUGUUUCUCUGACUUACUGGAGAUGGCUAUCUAAGGGUGAGAUGAAUUGCCCUCUGAACUGUCUGGGGUUUUCAUAGAUACAGCAAGAAAUGAGAGAAUUAGCCUGGCCUUUAGCAUUUACCUCUUUGAUCUGUAAUUUGGGGCAGCGAAACCACCUUAUGGGGAAAGUGGAAGUAGAGAUUGAGACAGAGAACAAGAGAUCUAAUUAUUUCUGUGAAACAAGAGAGGAAUGAAAACAUGGAGCAAACCUUUUUUCUCAAAUCCAAGUGCAUCUGUAAAUUCCCAGCUCUGCAGACCCAUUGUGGUUGUCUGCUCAUGUGAUGCAAAACAACCAGAGCCUGUCCAGUGCAGUUCAUGGCACAGCUGAGUGCUGUACCCUGCACAAGCCUCAUGUCUCUGUGACUUGGUGGAGGAGGACUGAAAACUCUGCUCCCUCUUGACUUGUGGGUGUGAACUCCAAGAGCAGAUCUGGAGCUGGAGUGGAGCACGUAACAAAAGGGGCCACAGUCAUUUACACUGGCUGGGAGGUGCCUCUGCUCUGGAGCCAAGAGCUGUCCCUCACAACUGAAGGAAAUUAACCCCUGCACCUUUUGAAACACAUUCAGAUCUUGAAAAGAGGCCAUGAUUUUCCCUGAAUGUCAGAGUGCUUGAAUCAGUGUGGAUUCCAAGUUCUGAACCAGCAGAUUUGAAGUGCAGACUUGGAAUUUGGGCUGUAGAUCACUGUGGUAUUUUCCAUUCUGCUAAGUCUCCCUGGUGAGGUACCACCUUAGGCCACAUCCCUCCUCACAUGCACAUCCCAGUUACACAAACCUGGACUCAGCACAUGCACAAAAGCCCAGCAGGCACAACCAGCUUCAGUAGGGGUUGCGUGGCUGAAAAACUGGGACAACAAUUAAGAAAACAAAAUGGGAAUUGGAAAUGUUGGAAAUGUUCCCUGUAAACAGUGUCACAAUGGGACCUCAAGCAGAUUCUCCACUUGAUCUCAUCCAAUGGUUAGAAUGGGACAAGUUUAAUGUUGAGUUAUUCUCUGGUUGUUUCUGUAUUUUAGACAGCACUUGAUAUGAGAUUUGGGGUCAAUAACUGAACUUGCAGGUACCACCAAAAUUCAGAUACAUUCUCUAAAUCAGUCUAAAGAGCGACAUUCAAGCUGCAGACCUGAUUUGGAGCUGGAGGCUGUGCUUGGACACCAGAGCUCAGGCCCAGGUGUGGAUCCCUACCUGAGGUAAGCAACAUUCACAGCACAACCCAUUUUAAAAUCACUCAUGGAUUUUAAUUGAAGUCUGGGAACAUUUCUCAGCAGUUUGUAUUUUAAGUUAGAAAGGAGGUAAUAGAAAGCCUGGAAAUUGCCCUAUGUUUGGUCUGCUGCUUUUACUGUAAAAGGCAGAAAACAUAGAAUAAUAACUGCCUUUCAAAAUGGAUUAUUUGAAAACUACUUCUUGCCUUUAAGAGCUCACAAGAGCUUGUUGGAAAAUUUUUCAAAUGCAAAUUGUUCUUCUGAAAAUGUCAUUGAAAAAUUGCCCACUAGAAAAUGCAAUUGGAAAUUUUUUCAAUGGAAUAUUGUUCUGUUAGAAAAUAUGUUUUCAUCUAAAUC
Zonotrichia albicollis (white-throated sparrow) is the source of this 7998-nucleotide messenger RNA. It is a transcript of the gene CARD11, whose product is annotated as caspase recruitment domain family member 11. The record is from RefSeq and is a predicted model, not a curated record. Gene Ontology annotation, molecular function: CARD domain binding. NCBI's taxonomy places the organism in Eukaryota, Metazoa, Chordata, Aves, Passeriformes, Passerellidae. Gene Ontology annotation, biological process: regulation of apoptotic process; positive regulation of canonical NF-kappaB signal transduction. Gene Ontology annotation, cellular component: cytoplasm.